UUUACAGUGUCAUUGUGUCAGUACCUCAAUCAACUAACUAUAAACGACAAAUCUACCAUUUGCGAAGGAUCGAGAGACGCUAAACUAGUAGAAUUUUUUUUCAACUUAAUAUUCGCCGAAUUUCACAACACGCCGCCACUAUGCACAUGUGUGCAAAUGUGCAUUGACCAACCGGUUUACUGUUAUCCAAGCGGGUGCAUGCAAACAAUUUCUAAGAAACCUAUUCUCACACACAUCCAAAAAGAGGAUAGACGAGUAACAUUAGUAUUGAAAGAUAGAAAUGCUGCUUCCUUUUCAAAUUUGUUUGAAGACCCUCACCAUGUCAACACCGUGUUACUAUUUAUAGGAAUACAAGAAAAUGGAGCUGUAAAUAAUUAUUUAACAACCAUACUGGAAGACAGAUCUAAGAGCUUAAACCAUUAUAAAAAGACGCCUAAAGUUGAACUUAGAUAUAAUUUUCGACAACACGUAAAUACCAAAAAGUCUGUAAUGUCAAAUAUUGGAAAUGCCGUUGUUUCGAGAGCAAGAUGGCCACAUCGCCAAAAUAUUUUCAGUGAAAAGCUAACAGCCAAAGUUAACUCGGCAAAGUUUAUAUCACCAGAAUCAGCUGCGCCUUUCACUAUCGCACCUAGAAGUAUAAAAAAAUAA
Molecule: messenger RNA, 648 nt
Organism: Cydia amplana
Lineage: Eukaryota; Metazoa; Arthropoda; Insecta; Lepidoptera; Tortricidae
Exons: 2
Source: RefSeq, a predicted model, not a curated record